GUGGUGGAUUGGAAAUCAGUCUCCAGUGUCUGGAUGACUUUCCUGCCCCAGGCUGUCUUUGAACCGCGAUCCUGAGACUUCAGCCUCCCGAAGUAGCCAGGCUCACAGUACCUGAGCCACCGGUGCUUGGUCCUUCCUCUCUUUCCCGUUUUGAUCAUAAAGUCACGGGAAGAACUGUGGCGGCUCAUCUGUACAGAAUUGGUUUGUGGUCUAGGGCUGGGAUAUGAUACACUGAUUGGUUCCCGUUGGAUCUUCUGAACUGAGAUCCAUCGAGUUGGUUCAGAAUGCUACAUAGAAGGCUUAGUGGAAAGUUAGAAGAUUUCAAGAGUUGGAGCUGAAUCUAAUGUUACAUCAUGGCAACAGGUGACUUAAAGAGAAGCUUACGGAACCUUGAACAAGUGCUUCGUGCACUAAAUUAUCCUAAAGAGGUGGAUUAUGUAGGUUUGAUAAAAGGAGACCCAGCAGCAUCUUUGCCCAUCAUCAGCUAUUCUCUAACCUCAUACUCUCCGUACCUAACAGAACUUCUGGUGGAAUCUGAUGUGGAUCUUGUAGGAAAGAAUGACAUUUGCUUUACCGACACUGUUUAUAAGCUUCUUCGUGAUCAGUUUGAUUAUAAACCAAUUUUGACAAAAAAGCAAUUCAUACAAUGUGGGUUUGCAGAAUGGAAAAUUCAAAUUACUUGUGAUAUUUUGAAUUGUGUGAUGAAAAAACACAAGGAAUUGUCUGGUCUUGAUAAGACCCCAUCAUGCCAAAGAAAGACAAUGGUUUGUGAUAAGGCAGAACCUUCUUCAAGCAAUGAGAAAGUUGCAGAAGCUGUUGGAAUUGAUGUCACUAGCAGGUUUAUCACUUCAGGAAAGAAAAAAGCUGUGGUGAUCCGUCACCUGUACAAUGAAGAUAAUGUUGACCUUCCUGAUGAUGCAGGAAGUUCAGUAACAGAUGUUAGUGAAGAACUUGAUUCGGAUUGCAUAAAGACUACUGAAAUAGUAAUUCCUGAAAUACAAGUGUGUGAAGUCAAGACCCAGCAACAGGAUAUAAAAUCUAUUCCUGAGAUUGCUGCACUUGAGACAAUGCUUACUCAGUGCCAUGAGAAGCUUCAAAAGUUGCCGUGUAUAGAACAAAGGUUGGACAUGUUGGAAAGAGCAAUUAAAGGAAAAGUGAUGGUAGAUGAGAAGACUUGGACUAAUCUUCUUAGUCGAGUUACUCUUCUGGAAACAGAAAUACUCUUGUCUAAGAAGAAUGAGUUUGUGGACUCCAAUGCAAGUGAAGAGUACACUUCUAGUAGUGAUGCAGAAGUUCUGCCCUUUGAUAGGAAAAGCAAUGUAGAGGGGACUGCGAAUGUCCCUCAUUCCUCUGGUUACAGUUCAGUAUCAUCAACUUCCAGAGCCUCCGCAAUUCGUUACUGUGGUUUGAAGGAUCUUUCAGAGGAAACAACAAUCCAGAAAAUGGAAAGGAUGAAAAAAAUGUUUGAAGAAACUGCAGAGUUACUCAAGAUCUCCAGUCGCUAAUUGUAGAACUUCCUUCUGCACAAACUUUUCUAGAAUUUUCGCUACUGUAUGUGUUGUAUAUUUUAAGAGUUCUCUAUAAUUUUAAUACACUGCAGUGUUUAUUAGGAAUUUGGAUUUUAUUUGGUAUCUGAGUUUUUCAUUCUUUCGUGAAUAAAUACUUUGAAUAUUUUUGAGCUAUGAUAAUAUUGGUUCACUCCUUUUCACUUAGGAAAAAAUCUGUGUUCUUUGCUUUAACAGAGUGAAGUCAUUACAGCACUGUUUUUUUGUGUUGACAUUUGUUGGCAGUGUGCUAAGUAGUGUGUUUUAAAGUACAGGCUUGAAGACCGUGGUUUACAUCCUGUUGGAAGCAUGCCAACUAGGACUUACAUAUUGUUCCCUGGAGGCUUCUCCGACAUACAGUCUUGCCAUCUGUGCUGAUGAGUAAGUUGUACUGAGAAGUUUAAAAAGCUCAUUGAAAAUUAAAGAAAACAACAAUAUAGCUGUUUCAUGCUUAGUCACAAAGCAGUACCUUUUCAGUUAAUGCUGGGAAAGUGUGGGUAUGAUUCUCCUUUUGUAUUAAAGCAGGUCUAUAAGGUUCACUGAGAACAUGCUGAGUGUUUUCCUGCUUAAUACCCACAGCACACACACAUUGGUGGUGGCCAUCCAGUGCUAGAGGUGAGGUGGGUUUCUCACGUGGUGAGGUGGGUUUUCUUUUCUAAUGAUGAGAAGUUGGAUAUAUAUGCAUCUGUCUUGUAUAUGUACAAAUAUGUAUAAAUAUGUAUAUAUGAGAGGAAACGCCUUAAAUCAAGAAAAAAUGAAAUUAAUUUUUAAAACAUAUUUUUCUGACUUGUAAAUAAAACUGUAAUAACAAUUUAAUUGACCCCAUUAUUGGAAAGCUGGAAUAUUUUUCUUUUCCUGUAUGUUUCACCUGUUAUUUGAUGUUUUUCAUAUCAUCUGUCUAUAUUGUAAUGUAUGGUUUGACAUUUGAUUGUGAAAAUAUAAAACCUUAAAUUAUAAUUACAAGUAGAACUUUAAAAAAGUUUUUAGGAUUCCCAUGGUUAGUUAUUAUACUUUAAAACUAUGAACUUUUAUGGUAACAUACAGGAACAUAUGGCCCUGCAUUUUAUAAAAUUUGAAUAUAGACUAUAGUUUGUAAAUCCUGUUUACCUUGGUUUUUCAAUUAUAAACAAGAUACAUUUGUAAAAAAGAGCACAGUUUUGAAAAAACUAGCCUAGUCUAAGGAACUUCUGGACUGUCAGAAUCAGUGUGGAAUUAUAGUGCCACCUUGUGGCUCAUAUAUAUUUUACUUUUAAAACCAGUGAUUCCCCACAAAAGAGGGGAAAUAACGGAAAAAAUUCAGUCCCAAUUUUAAAAAGAAACAUUCUUAAGAUUUUUGUGGAAGAUUGAUGAAAGUUGUCUUUCUCUUUGUCUCCUCCUAUCAUUAUUUCUUUCCUUUUUGUUUACAUAUGUACCAAAUUUGAAAUGUUUGUAAUAUAACUUACAUAUAAAAUGCAUAAUACAUGCAUGUACUGAAAACAUUUCUAGUUAUGCUACCAAGUAUAAAUUUGGAAUCCAAAUUAUUUAUACUUUUAACUAACAACUUAAUCAAAAACUAAUAGGAGAAUGAAUAAAAGUUUUCUAUUAUUUUGACAAUAUAAUCCUAAAAUAAAAACGAGGAAAAUUUUUUACUUCAAGUUAUUAAAAGAAUUGCCAACUUAUUAUUCUCUUUUGAAAUAGCAGAGGUUUUUCUCUCAUAAUUACCUUGGCAAGUAGUUUGUAAUAAGAAACCAACCUCUUUUGAAUGACCUGGAGGUCCUGAAAAAGGUAGCUACAUAAUUAACCCUUAUUUAGCUGGGAUUUACACUAAUUCCAUCCCCAGCAUUCUUUAAACUAGAUUAAAUAACCAAUCACCAUUCUAUGAACAAAGGCAUCAGUAGCUCAUGCUGCCCUAUCUGAACUACGCUCUGAGUAGUUCUACACUUGGUUGAAAGGAAACAGAGGAGCAAUUUUGAGUAGAUCUAGAUGAGAGCCUGAGGGAUACUGAAAGAAAUUCUUAAGUAAAACCUCAGGACUGAAAAAAGUAGUAUCUACUAUUUAUGAAAAGUCUAGGCAAAGCUGAGGGAUGACAAAUACACUGGGAAAAACAGUCAUGUCACAUUUGCCUUACUCUUACCAUUUUAAUGUGAUGUUUUAACAUGUGAUAUAUUUCUUCCAAAAUAAACUAAAAGCUUUGUAACUA
Molecule: messenger RNA, 3723 nt
Organism: Dipodomys spectabilis (banner-tailed kangaroo rat)
Lineage: Eukaryota; Metazoa; Chordata; Mammalia; Rodentia; Heteromyidae
Gene: Cep44
Product: centrosomal protein 44
Exons: 11
Coding region: 354-1505 (383 amino acids)
Cellular component (GO): spindle pole; centrosome
Source: RefSeq, a predicted model, not a curated record